AUGACCAAGAAGAGUCAAAAGAAGUCUAGCAAGGGAGUUACUCUUGACCUGAACACUUUCCUUACCACUCCAACUCACGGCGAAACCAUAAAUUGGGCCGAAGAAAUGGAAGGUGAAGAACCAACAACAACAUCAACAACUACCACAGCUUCAUCAGGUGGACUCACUUUGGAAGAAUUAAGAGCCAGCAGUACCAGUGAUAGCAGCAAAGGUGGUUACUCCAAGGGUGGAUUUGGUGGUUACAGUGCUCGUCAAGAAAGCAACCUUUCUCGCGAGCUUGGAUCAACUGUAUCAAAAGUCAAGCCUCCUUCUUUCUUUUCUGAAGGAGCACCACAAAAAUCAAAAACAUCACAAUUUGAAUCAACACCAUUCCGUGAAGAAAGAAGAGAAAGAAAACAACAUCCACAACACGACUUACCAACAGAAAAGCCAUUUGUUGCUUUCAUUGGAAACCUGAACUAUGAUGUAACAAAAGAAGAUUUACAAGAAUUCUUUGGAGAUUGUAAUCCAAUCAAUGUUUCUAUUCCAAGGGAUAAAGAAACACACAAAAUCAAAGGAUACGGAUAUGUUGAAUUUGAUACUGUUGAGGAUUUGAAGGCUGCUCUUCAACUCAAUGGAGGAAACGUUCUCGAGAGAGCAAUUAAGAUUGAUAUUGCAGCACCUGAAACUGCAAGCAAAGUAUCUUUGAGUAAUAGAGACAAUAACUUUAGACAAAAUAGAGAAGGAGGAUUUAGACAACACAGACAGAGAGAUGAUUUCGAAGAAAGAAGACAACCUCCAUCAAUUGCAGAUAAAUCAGAUAACUGGAGAAGUGGAGGUGAUGAGUUAGGUGACGUUAAUCCAUUUGGUAAUUCAAAGAAGCCAAUUCGUAAACCAAAUCAACAAGAAAACACAUCUCCAUUCGGAUCAUUCAACAGAAAACCAAGAGAAGAAACUAGACAAGAAAGACCUGUUCAAGAAAAACCAGCAAAACCAUCACUUUUCGGAGAGGGUAAAGCAUGGGAACCAAAGGAAAAGGAUUUGCAAGGACCUAACCUAGAUAUUUACACAUCCAAGAAACCAAAGGAAAGGUCAGAAAAGAAGGAGCAUCAAGAGAAGAAGGUCGGAGAAGACAAGGAAUCUGGAUUCCAAACAGCCACUUCAAAGCCAAGAGGUGGAAGACGAUAUGCUCAACAAGGCACUAGAGGAGGUUUUACCAAGAAGAGAGGAGGAGCAAACUCAUCUUCUCGCACCAACAAUGACGAAGCUGAAGGCGAACCAACAGAAAGCAACAAUCCAUAUGCUGCCCUAAGCGAACAAACUGACGAGUAA
Molecule: messenger RNA, 1311 nt
Organism: Naegleria lovaniensis
Lineage: Eukaryota; Heterolobosea; Eutetramitea; Acrasida; Naegleriidae
Exons: 1
Coding region: 1-1311 (436 amino acids)
Molecular function (GO): RNA binding
Source: RefSeq, a predicted model, not a curated record